AUGGUAGAGCAGUGGGGAGAGGUGUGGCAAGUUAACUUCGCUCCAGAGAAGACGCAGGCGAUGGUCAUCUCGCGGUCUCCAGACGCCUCACACGCAGUCUCAGGAAAGUUGCGCUUUGGAGGCAAGUGCCUGCCGCUCCAGGAUUACAUCAAGAUCCUGGGCGUGUGCGUGGACCGCAGCCUGCGCUUCGACCGCCACAUCGCUGGCAUCGCCCGCCAGACAUCUCUCCGAGUCUCUGCCCUGCGCAGGAUGGCGGACACCCUCGACCCACGAGGCACACUCACUCUGUACAAGGCGCAGAUACGCCCAUGUAUGGAGUAUGGUGCCUUGUCUUGGAUGUCGAGUGCUGCUGUCCACAUGCAGAGACUGGAUGCUGUGCAGCGGCGAGCCCUGAGACUCGUGACCACUGAGGAAGAAGAGCAGCACCCAGCACCACUGACAUCACUGGAACACCGCCGAGACGUAUCGGCACUAGUAGUCUGCCACAAGACUCAAGUGCAGAGAGUCUCCCACCUCAACCCUCUGAGGCUACAGCCACACACAGCACAGAGGUGCACCAGAGAUGCGGCACGCAGUGACGAGUUAGUGCAGGUGCCCCGAUCUCGCUCAAGCCAACACCAGCGCACCUACACAGCCAGGACCUCAAGGCUGUGGAACAUUUUCGUGGCAGGCACUCCUCAAGUGAGGAGCAUGACUACUCAGCAAGUGAAAGUGGCAGCUCACAAGUGGCGAGGCAGGCACCCGUCGCGGCUUGUGUUGCAGUAG
Messenger RNA from Portunus trituberculatus (swimming crab), 765 nucleotides. RefSeq lists its product as uncharacterized. Lineage: Eukaryota; Metazoa; Arthropoda; Malacostraca; Decapoda; Portunidae. The record is from RefSeq and is a predicted model, not a curated record. The transcript has a single exon. The coding region runs from base 1 to 765 and encodes 254 amino acids.